Molecule: messenger RNA, 2802 nt
Organism: Crotalus tigris (Tiger rattlesnake)
Lineage: Eukaryota; Metazoa; Chordata; Lepidosauria; Squamata; Viperidae
Gene: SCLT1
Product: sodium channel and clathrin linker 1
Exons: 23
Coding region: 499-2502 (667 amino acids)
Biological process (GO): clustering of voltage-gated sodium channels; cilium assembly
Cellular component (GO): centriole
Source: RefSeq, a predicted model, not a curated record
GAAUCCGAUUGGCGAUUUUUUUCUGACAACAUCAUGCAGGGUCUCCCCACCCCACCCACCGUUUUUUGUUUGUUUGUUUUUGUGUGUUUUUUAAAACCUUUUUAGAGCCAAGUCGGUCGUUAAGACGCCCGCGGUGUUGUGGCAAGCGAUUUAGCGGCGCGUGCCGCUCUCCUGGGGGAAAGACGGCGAUUGGAGGGGAGGAGGUGACGUUGCUAAAGUGAAGCCCGCAGCUGCUUCCAGAUUUGUUGGAUGGUUCGUCCUUGUGCCCGCGCUGAUGGGAUUUAACAGUCUACCUUCCCUUCUCCCAAAGUCCAAGCAUUGCUAGAGGAGCUUCGAGUCAAUAUUACCUGUUGGGCUUUUCAGGAAGGAUAAUUUAAGACCUCUGAUGAGCUUGCAGCAUCCCAAGUACUUUCUCUCCAAAGAGAUUUUAUGUUUCUGCUCCUGAAAAGCAAAUCAGCUUCCUAGAAACUUUAUAUGAAAUUCCAAUAAGAUUCUAAAAUGACAACAGAUAUCAAGAAUAAUGCCUUUGAAGAUGCCAGUAUAAUGGAGCACAUCCUGAUAGACCAAAGUUCAUUACCUCCUAUAGUUGCUGAAUAUGAUAAAAAUCUUGGGGAAAUGAAUGAACAACUAAAAUACUGCCAGAUGCAGAUGAAAGAAAUGAGGCUAAAACUUGAGCAAGUCAUCAAAGAAAAUGAAAGAUUGCAUGAAGAGUUAAAAGAAGCAAUUGAAAGGCAAUUGGAAGUUCUGCCAUCUGGUUCUGUUUCAAGGGAUGCUACAUUUAUGGAUGAAAACCUAAUAAGAAACCUUCAAGAACAGUUGCAACUAGCAAAUAAAGAAAAGGAACAUGUCCUAGAACUUUGGCAGAUGGUAUCACAAGAAUUGGAGCGACUUCAACAGAUAUACCAGGAGCACAUGACAGAAGCACAAAUUCAUAUCGUGGAAAGGCAGAAGCAAAAAGAUCAGUUGUCAAGUUUUCAACAGCUAACAAAACAACUGCAUUUUGCUAAUGAAAAAACUGAGUCAAUUAAUCAGGUAUUUCUGAAAACUGUAAUGGAACAAAAUGUAGAGCUGGAACAGCUGCACAAGCAACAAAGACAAUCCAAACUGAAUUUGAGAACAACAGUUGCAAAAGCUGAUGAAAUGAUGAGACUCAUUGAGGAUCUUCGCAGCCAAUUAAACAGAAAGGAAGAAGAGGUCCUAGCUGCUCGGGAAAAAGAGGAAGCAUCAGAUAAACGCUUGCAAGAAUUGCAGUCAAGCAUAAAACAAUUAGAGACAAGUCAAUUGGUCCCUGUUCCACUGUGCAGACUUUGUAUAGCUACAAAAGAUUCCAAACAGCUAAGAUCAGAAAGAACAAAUCUUGAAAAAAAAAUUCAGGAGCUGCAAACGAAGUGUGUGAAUAUAGAAGAAGAGAAGUAUGAUGCUGUAGCAAAGGUCCGAGAUAGCAUGCAACUCAUAGAAGAAGCUAAUCUCCAGAAGAGUCAGGCAAUGCUAUCAGAGAAACAAAAAGAAGAGGAAAUUGAAAAUAUGAAACAAGCAGUUUCUCAGCUGCUUCAGGAUGCUGCUUUAAGAACUAGGAAAGAAGUGGAAAAUGAGAGGAAACGAUACAAUAUUCAAAUUUCACGCUUAACAGAAGAACUUACUGCACUUCAGAUGGAAUGUGGAGAAAAGCAAAGCCAACUAGAACGAGCUAUUAGAGAAAAGCGAGCAGUUGAAGAAGAACUAGAGAAGGUAUACCGUGAAGGUAGAGGAAAUGAAGCUGAUUAUAGAAAACUAGAAGAGCUUUACCAGAGAUGUCUGAAUGCUGAACGUACAAAAGAUGACCUUUAUGUUAGUUUGCAAACAGCACAAAACAAAAUUAAGCAACUGGAACUGAAAUAUGAAGAAGAGAGAUGCCGUUGUCAAAAAAAUAUGUGCAAGCUGCAAAGUAUUCUGGAUUCUGAAAGGGAGAAAAGUGGAACUAUAAGUGAAGAGCGCUUAAAGCUGCAACAAGGGAAUGAACAGCUUCAAAAAGAAAUGGAAACCUUGAAAAAGCUCACAAUGGAAGCACAACACACUGCAAAAUUAAAGAUAAGUACAAUGGAGAAUGAACAUUUAUUAAAAGAAUAUGGGUUUGAAAUUCGAUUGAAAGAGAUGGAAGAUGUAAAUCAAAACUCAGUAACUGAGCUUAGACGCCUGUUGAUAGUUCAACAAAAAGCAACAAAUCGCUGGAAGGAAGAAACAAAGAAAAUAACAGAAAUAACUGAAUCCAGAAUAAAUACUCUAAAAACCGAGCUGGGUCGUCAAAAGCUUCACACCCAGGAUUUAUUUUACCAACUGGAAAGAGCAAAUGAAAAGGUUAUUGAGAGCGAAAAAUUAAUGAGGGAAUAUCAAGAAAAAGUCAACAGACUUCAAAAUCGACUAAAUCAAGCAGAAGAGAGGGCAACUACAGCAUCUCAACAGCUCAGCGCCAUAACAUUGCAGAAGAAAAAGGCCACCUACUUGAUAGAGCAAAAAGAAAUGUGAAGUAAUAUGUCCUUUCAUAGUCUUGAAUGACUUAACGACAUGCCCAUUUGUUUUCGGAAGAAAGCCGAAUGCCAUUUCAAAUCCUCUAUCUUAGGUGCAUCUGGGCCCAAUGGUGAACUGUUGAAGAGCACCAAAUUUUCCAUCGAGGAGAAAGAGGAAGGCAUACCUGGAGAGACACCAAUAAACAUGUUAAAGUUGUUCUAAAAUUACUCAUCCUGUAUUUACCUUCAGUAAAAACUUCCAUUAGUUGUACUAAAUUCUUACUGGAAUGAAUGGAAUUUAAAAAUGAAUUUAAUCCAA